Messenger RNA from Leptosia nina, 879 nucleotides. The record is from the annotation of a GenBank genome assembly. NCBI's taxonomy places the organism in Eukaryota, Metazoa, Arthropoda, Insecta, Lepidoptera, Pieridae.
AUGAAGUUCCGAGCUGUUAUGGUAGAUACCGGACCGAUGCGAGAGUUUACAAAUAUCGUUUCGACAAUAUCGAAAUUAUCUAAGGAGUGUGUCCUAAGAUUAUCAACAGAAAAACUGUAUUUUAUCGUGAGUGAAGACAAUAGUGGUCCAUCGCCACCAAUGUUGUGGUGUGAAAUACCCCAAGAUACAUUCUUCUCUGAAUAUCAAAUAGUUGGCGUAGAUGAUGAGUACAGAGAUAUAUACUUGGGGCUAGUCUCCGCAAAUUUAUCCAAGUCACUAGCUACCUUGAAAACAGCAAAAUGUCUUAAGAUGAAACUUACUAAAAAGCAAUGUCCAUGUCUAACUCUAGAAAUUGAAACUCCAUCAUCAACUUCUCAGCAAACAAGACAAGUGACACAUGACAUUCCAGUUAUUGUGAUACCACGAAAGCUCUGGUCAGAAUUUCAUGAGCCGAGGAUUCCACAGCCUGAUAUGUCCAUAGAAUUGCCAGCGUUAAAGCAACUUCGUACAACAAUAGACAGAAUGAAGGGUAUGUGCCCUGAAGUUGUUAUAAGAGCUUCUGCCGAGGGGAGAUUAACAUUACAGAUUAAAACGGACAUGGCUAAAGUUUCUACACGGUUUAAGGACUUGAGGGUAAUGGCGUUUGAAGGUCCAAUAGAUCACUCAGAUUCAGAAACAGAAACUCAAACAAUAGAAGAUAUAUCAAAAACGUGCUACUGUAGAGUGGACACUAAAAAAUUCUCUAUGUUUCUCAGUGCUGACCAGAUAUCACAUAACGCCACUGUUUGUUCUAUUGUCAAUAAGAAAUUGGUUAUAUUAUGCCUACAGACCGAGGAGAAUGUUAAGUUACAGUGUUUUAUAACUGGAAUUGUAUAUUGA